Molecule: messenger RNA, 1121 nt
Organism: Abrus precatorius (Indian licorice)
Lineage: Eukaryota; Viridiplantae; Streptophyta; Magnoliopsida; Fabales; Fabaceae
Product: allene oxide cyclase, chloroplastic-like
Exons: 3
Coding region: 209-973 (254 amino acids)
Biological process (GO): jasmonic acid biosynthetic process
Molecular function (GO): allene-oxide cyclase activity
Source: RefSeq, a predicted model, not a curated record
ACCCUCAAUUCUCAAAUGUGGCUCUCUCCCAUUCUUCACAUUUCACAAGAUAUGAAUCACAUUUUUCUUCCACCGUCCACCCUUUAACCCUGUAAUUCUUCUACCUUCUUUCCUAUAUAUAAGUCACCAAUGCUUACCUCAUUUCACACACUCUUGUCUUGUCAUCCAAACAUACAAAAACAAAAUAAGCACACACUAAUCAGCAACCAUGGCUUGCUCAAGCUAUGCUUUGAAAACCAUUCCUUCUUCCUUUGUGAAACCUCUCAAUGCCAACCCAAGAUCAAUAUUUCUCUCAUCCUCACCAACCAAGGCUUUCUUACCCUUCACUUCUUCCAACCAAACUCUCACUAAGAAUCUCAAACUUAACACCACUUUGUCUCACUUUUCCUUGUCUUCAGUUCCCAAGAAAUUGUUCACUUGCAAAAGCCAGGCUGAACCUGUGGACUCUGAAAAAGUCCAAGAGCUUAGUGUGUAUGAGAUCAACGAGCGAGACCGUGGAAGCCCUGUUUACCUUCGAUUGAGCUACAAAAGUGUCAAUUCCCUUGGUGAUUUAGUCCCCUUCAGCAACAAGUUGUACACUGGAGAUCUGCAAAAGCGCAUUGGGAUAACAUCUGGAAUUUGUAUUUUGAUACAAAACAAAGCAGAAAAGAAAGGGGACAGGUAUGAAGCAAUCUUCAGCUUCUACUUUGGAGACUAUGGUCACAUAGCGGUUCAAGGACCUUACCUUACCUAUGAGGACUCAUAUUUGGCUGUGACUGGCGGGUCUGGCAUAUUUGAAGGAGUUAAGGGUCAAGUGAAGUUGCAUCAAAUUGUGUAUCCUUUCAAGAUUUUGUACACAUUUUAUCUUAAGGGUAUUAAGGAUUUGCCUAAAGAAUUUAUUGUCAGGACUGUUGAGCCCAUUCCAUCAGUGGAACCUUCACCUGCUGCUAAGGCCCUUGAGCCUCAUGCUACAAUUGCUGGUUUCACUGACUAGGAUGAAUCAUGAAUCCCUUUUUCCUAAAGGCUUUUGUAGUUUGAUUUGUGUUACUGAAUAAUAGGUGGAGAGUGUGGGUGGGUUUUAUAGUGGUGGAAUUUCUAUUUCAUGAAAAGCUUGACAUUAUGUAGCUAGUGGUGUUUCAUCA